AUAGUUUGUCGGUCUAGUGACUUAUUACUUUCGCGGCACAUAAGAUCUUCUUAUAUAAAUCCCAAUGAAUAUAAGACUAAGAACAUAAAUAAUGUUAUGGAAGAUGAAACAGACAAUUAUCGCUUCAUUUCACAUCAGCAACAACAGCGACUACAAUCUCCAAAUCGACAAGCAUUAAACAGAUCUAAUAAUGCUAAUCUAACAAAUGUAGAUACUCUAAUAUCAAAUAUAUUUGUAACAGACAAUAGCUCGAAUGGUAUUAUAAUAUUUAAUAGAACAUUCAGUGGCUAUAAAUCACCGAGAAAUCAUGACACUCACAUUAAUCCACUUUUUGUUGAGAGAUCAACUCAGCAAAUACCGUCAUUCAAGGAACCUAUUCUGGCUCAUCCACCUAGAAGUCAGCAAGGACCAAUAAUCUUCAAAGAUCCACCCAGUAGCGAUACACCUACAUGUAAGGAUGACUUACAUGCUGCUAAGCCAUUUUGUACGGAAGUUCGCAAUUAUCCUGAUUUGAGUAAUUUCGAAUCAAAAUUAUUGGAUGAAUUUUCCAAACUUCAAUUUUUCUUUUCGGAUGAGCUUGUGCAACCUCAAAAUGUACAACAACGCAUAAAUAUCGGUCCAGAUGAGAGUUUCUUCUGUACUAGCGAAGAGAAAAUUAUAUUUCCAAAAGCGCAACUCUCAAAAAAUAACGAAUUAUUGUUCAUAGUAAAUGAUAAUGACAAAUUUAAGCAGGGACUACGUGUGGAGCUAUGUUCGAAUGAAGGUAGCAAAUGCAAGUAUUCCGAUUCCCUACCGAAUGGUGUGAAGGCAACCUGUAAGCAAAAUCAUAUCUAUCGUGCACUGGUAGCCAUCACUCCAAAUGGCACUGUUGUAACAGAUCAGUUCAAAGUGCCGUCCUGUUGUAAGUGUAUCCUGAAGGAAGUUCAUUAAGCUUACGUUAUGAACUCACCGCAGUUUAUGUCUACGUAACUUUGUACGAUUUUAUGAAUCACACCCACCCGCAACAGGAUGGCAGGCCAAACUGUCAAGGGAAUAUCC
This is a messenger RNA of Teleopsis dalmanni, 1038 nucleotides long. Its product is annotated as protein spaetzle-like. Lineage: Eukaryota; Metazoa; Arthropoda; Insecta; Diptera; Diopsidae. Gene Ontology annotation, biological process: innate immune response; regulation of Toll signaling pathway; central nervous system formation. Gene Ontology annotation, cellular component: extracellular region. Gene Ontology annotation, molecular function: Toll binding; growth factor activity. The record is from RefSeq and is a predicted model, not a curated record.